Molecule: messenger RNA, 351 nt
Organism: Spodoptera littoralis (African cotton leafworm)
Lineage: Eukaryota; Metazoa; Arthropoda; Insecta; Lepidoptera; Noctuidae
Source: the annotation of a GenBank genome assembly
AUGGUGGGGGUAACAGAGUAUGGAAUGACGCAGGUGGCGAGCGGUGUGGCGGCGCCUAGCGUCCCGAGCACCCGGGCGCCGCGUGCGCCGCGCUGCAGGCCCCCGCCGCCCGCUGCCCGCCCGCGCACCUCCAGCCCCGCGCCACCGACGGAGCCCCGGACACCACCGGACUCUCCCCUGAACAUCACUCCGUCAACCGCGGCGUCUCACCUUCCCCCUGUAUCCCAACCUGUCCUCAUCCUCACAUCUCCUCACCCUCAUACUCCCUCUCUCCACACACUCUCCCCCCACCGACUCGGUCUCGUGACCCCGUCUAUUGUAAAUAACGAUAAUCUACUUUUUGUCGUGUGA